Salvia splendens (bonfire salvia) is the source of this 2356-nucleotide messenger RNA. Its product is annotated as poly(A)-specific ribonuclease PARN-like. The coding region runs from base 15 to 1850 and encodes 611 amino acids. The transcript has 8 exons. NCBI's taxonomy places the organism in Eukaryota, Viridiplantae, Streptophyta, Magnoliopsida, Lamiales, Lamiaceae. The record is from RefSeq and is a predicted model, not a curated record. Gene Ontology annotation, molecular function: 3'-5'-RNA exonuclease activity; RNA binding.
UUUAUUUACUGAAAAUGUAUUUCCGACGCUAUUUCUGCUCGCUAACAGCCGCCGGCCACCGCCGCCACUAUCAACGGCCGGUGAAGCAAGUGAUUAAAUCUAACUUCCCCGAGACUUUAUCUGAAAUCAAGGAAAGCAUCUUCAGCUCCGAUUUCGUAGCGGUUUCGUUGCAAGAAACCGGCAGCUACUCCGCGCCGUGGCAAAAAUGCCUCCCGAUUGACACGGAUGAGACGGCUUAUUUGAAGGCCAAGCGCGCCGCUGAGCGAUUUCAGAUUCUACAGUUCUCGGUUUGCCCUUUCUCGGUUAAAGCUUCUAAGCUCAUCGCGAAUCCGUAUAACUUCCAGUUGUUUCCGAGGCAUGAGGUGAAAGUUGGGAUGCCAUCUUAUAGUUUUUCAUGCCAAUCAUCGAGUUUGGCCUCCAUGGCGCAAGAAGGUUUUGAUUUCAAUGCUUGCAUAUACAAUGGCAUAUCAUACAUGUCUAGAGCACAAGAAUCAGCUGCAACAGUUCAAACUCGAAGUGUAUUACUGAACGGUGGCAGUUUGCAAUCUACUUCAGCCCUGUCAGUUGCUGAUGUUAUAUUUUCCGAAAGGAUCAAAACUCGAGUUAAAAACUGGAUUAAUGGUUGUAACAAUCAACAUAAAACUGAGGAUUAUCUGAUAAGUUCAUUGAGGAAACUAGUAGAAAGAUGUGAAAACUAUGGUUCCAGACCAUCCUUGAUCAUAGACGUCUGCAGUGAACGCCAGGUGCAGCUUACAUCGGAGGCGUUGAAAGAGUUUGUUAAUAUUGUACUAGUACGUCGUCCGGCAAAAACAGGGGUAGAGGCUGUUCAAGUUGUUUUGACGAGUUCAGAAGAGGAUAAGAAUCUUCUUGUGAAGGAAAUUCAAGAUCUGGAAGAGGAGCAGAAAAGGCUUGUUAGUGGCUUUCGAGAGGUGAUAGACUUGAUUUCUACUUCUCAGAGGCCGGUUGUUGUGCACAACUCACUUAAAGAUUUUGCUUUCAUACAUGAAAAGUUCCUUGCUCCACUUCCUCCAACUACAAAUGAAUUCUCGAGUUCUUUGCUUUCGGUUUUUCCUCAUAUACUCGAUGUCAACCAUCUUAUGAAAGAACUUGGAUUAUUUGAUCAAAUGAAUAACUUGUCAUCAGCCAUUUCCUAUCUGGAUAGUAGGUUCUCUGCGUCAAUAGACAUGGAAGUUUCUUAUGAAGAGAAGACAGACUGUGUCGAUGUUCAUGGGCAUAGUGUUACGAAAGUAUGCCAGUUGUUUGUUAAAUUGUGCUCUAUACUGAAAAUCUCUUUAGAGAUUCCUGAAGAAGGUCGUACCCAAUUGCCUGCUUUACUUCAAUGCAGUUCCAAUAUGUUUUGUUCAAGUGAUGUUAGAGAUCCUUGCAAUGAUGACGUGAGAAUUUGGACAUCCAAAAGUAGAACGGUUAGCUUAAGAAAUUUGGUAUUCUUAUGGGGGUUUAGAAGGGGAAUGUCAGCCCAAGAUCUUAAAGACGUUCUGUGUAAUUCACAUGAUGUUUUCUCAGAAGAAUUUGAUGUUAAGAUGGUGGAUAGGACAUGUGCUAUAGUUGUUUUCUGGACUCCUGGUUUCUCAAAAAGUUUUCUUGGGAUAAUUGAUUCUGGAGAAGUUUUCUCGAAUAAGCUGGGAAAUAUGAUAUUCGAAGGCCUGAAAGCUGCAGAUUACGAGACAUAUAGAAGAGUUUGCAAAUCUGAUUUUUGGAAACCAGAUCUAGCAGAGUGCUUGGCCCAAGCCACAGAUGAAACCAAAGUAUUUUCUGGAGCCAAGAUGCAGCAGGAGAAAUCAGUAAUAUGCUGGAAUAAUGAUGAGAUGAUUAAUCUGGAUGAACUUUAACAUACAUCAUUGUCAUGGCAUCACCUGGAAUAGGGUUUGUUAAACUAUUGCCCAAUUCUACGCACUGCGGUGGGUUAAGAUGCCCCACAUACAGAUUUCAGUUGAUGAAUAUCUUGACAGCCAUGGCGUACCCGUGGGCACAUAAUAAGUUCCAUUCAAGAACUUGGACAGCCAUCCACGCCCAGUUUGACCGUUAUCUUCCAAUUCCAUUCUCGGUGAGGGAUCUCUACUGCUCGAAUGAUUGGGUACUGAAGAUGGAUGCUGUUGAGUUACUUGAGUACAGUUGCAUAUGAAGUGCUUUUCCUGGGCUUUAGUCUCCUGCAGCUAAAGAAGAUUGGAAGCUACAGUUGUAAUUUCACCUGUUGACGAUUGUCACAAGGUUUAGCAUUGCUAUUUUUGUCAUUCAGAACUAAGAGUUAUGUUUGUAUAACAAGCUGUAAAGAUUUUAAAUUAUAAAUUACAGACACGUUUUUUGCAAAUGAUGCUGAGAUGUGUUGUUUAUUGUU